Molecule: messenger RNA, 3993 nt
Organism: Populus euphratica (Euphrates poplar)
Lineage: Eukaryota; Viridiplantae; Streptophyta; Magnoliopsida; Malpighiales; Salicaceae
Exons: 14
Coding region: 1-3873 (1290 amino acids)
Biological process (GO): protein phosphorylation
Cellular component (GO): plasma membrane
Molecular function (GO): ATP binding; protein serine/threonine kinase activity
Source: RefSeq, a predicted model, not a curated record
AUGGAUCAUAAUUUUCUCAGUGAUGCGAAGACCAUUCAAUUGCUUUUGUUGUUGUACUUUUCCAUUGCCAACCUUCUUAAUCUUGCUUAUGCUGAUCCACCCUACAGUUUUUGCUCAAAUACAUCUCCUUAUGUAGCUAAUAGUCCAUUUCAAAACAAUCUCAAGUCCCUCAUGUCUUAUCUUGCCUCAAAUGCUUCUGUGUCGAAUCAAUAUCAUGCCUAUGCUGGAAAUGACCCUGAUAUAGUCUAUGCUCAAUAUAUGUGCUACAACUACAUAACAAACGAAAGGUGCAGUGCCUGCAUUGAUGCAGCAUCACAAGAUAUCAUGCAACUCUGUCCAAACAAUAGAGAUGCAGCUGUAUGGGAGGAGCUGUGCCAGUUGCGCUUCUCGAAUCAAAAUUUCUUAGGCCUGCUUGAUUUCUUAGGUAACAUUCCUUUACCUAAUAGAAAGACGAUUGAAAAUCCGGAACAGUUUGUAUCAGCAAUGAACGAAAGUUUCAGUAACCUUACCGAGAAGGCUGCUUUUGAUCCUGCGCAGAAUAUGUAUGCUACGCGAAAAUUAGCCUUAUCGGAUAGAGAAACCCUUUAUGCUCUGGGGCAGUGCACUACAGAUUUGUCAUUUCACGAUUGUAACACUUGCCUUCAGGUUGCCAUACAAAAUAUUUCAACUUGCUGCUAUGUCAGUCGAGGGGCACGGCUUCUUAGCCGGAGUUGCUAUUUUUGGGAUGAGUUAUACGCAUUCUAUGACGGCGUAGCCGAACCGGAAACACGAAAGUAUGAGGAAAAAGGCCACCUUGCUUUCUUACAGGAACUGAUAAAAUCUAGAGGAUCGACAUUCGUAGAAGAUAAUAAGGUGAGUUCUAAGGAAUUACCUUGGAUGAUGGACCUGAGUGUUAUAAGAGCUGCGACAGAUAACUUCUCUGUUUCAAACAAGCUUGGACAGGGAGGAUUUGGCCCUGUUUACAAGGGGAUUCUAAGCGACGGAAGCGAAGUUGCAGUGAAGAGACUAUCAAGAAGUUCAGAGCAGGGCGUAAAAGAAUUCAAAAAUGAAGUUCUAUUAAUAAUGAAACUUCAGCACAAAAAUCUUGUCAGGCUGCUUGGUUUUUGUGUUGAAGAAGAGGAAAAGCUCCUCGUCUAUGAAUUCAUGCCUAACAGUAGCCUUGAUGUUUUUCUUUUUGAUCCUACGAAACGAGCAGCACUUGAUUGGAGCAGUAGAAUUGAUAUUAUAAAUGGAAUUGCAAAGGGAAUGCUUUAUCUUCACGAGGAUUCUAGGCUUAGAAUCAUCCAUCGAGACCUAAAAGCUUCUAAUGUAUUGUUAGACAAUGAGAUGAAUCCGAAGAUUUCUGACUUUGGAAUGGCAAGGAUUUUUUCAAGCAAUGAAGACGAAGCCAAUACUGCUCGAAUAGUAGGAACAUAUGGAUACAUGGCACCAGAAUAUGCAAUGGAGGGAUUAUAUUCAACCAAAUCUGAUGUUUUUAGUUUUGGAGUUCUCUUGCUUGAGAUCAUAAGCGGGAGAAAGAAAGCUGUAUACCACCAAUCAAAAUGUGCUCCUAGCCUCCUUGCAUAUGCUUGGCAAUUAUGGAACGAAGGAAAUAAAGCAGAGUUGAUUGAUCCAAUGUUGUCUGAUUCAUGCAAUGCAGACGAAUUCUCACGUUACAUGCACAUUGGUUUAUUAUGUGUUCAAGAAGAUGCUAACGACAGACCUACCAUGUCAUCUGUUGUCUUAAUGCUGAAAAGCCAAAAUUCAUUUCUUCCCCAACCUGAGCGGCCGGCUUUUGUGGGAAGAUUCAUGGACAACCUGGAGGCAGCUGCUAGCAAUUUCUCUGUCAAUGAAAUGACACUUUCUGAUGUUGCACUCAAUAGACAGGAAAUGGCUUAUAGUUUUCCCAGUUUUGAAAAAACAAUUCAAUUUCUUUGGCUUUGUUUUUUCAUUAGCGACCUUCUCGAUCAUGCUCGUGCCGAUCCUCCUUACAGUGUUUGCUCAAACAAUUCUAACUAUUCAGCCAAUAGUACAUUCCAAAACAAUCUCCAGAUCCUCAUGUCCUCCAUUCGUUCAAAUGCAUCAGUUUCGAAACUUUACAAUACCUCUACUGGAAAUAACCUUGACAGAAUCUAUGCUCAAUAUAUGUGCAUCAACUAUAUAACACAUGAUAGCUGCAGUACUUGCAUAACGGCAGCAUCACAAGAUAUCAUUCAGGUUUGUCCAGGAGAUAAGAAAGCAGUUUUAUGGGAGGAGCUAUGUCAAUUGCGCUACUCGAAUCAAAGUUUCUUAGGCCACUUGGAUGUCUCAGGAAACAUUGCCCUAGAUAACAAAAAAGAUGUUGAGAAUCCAGAGCAGUUCAGAUUGGUGGUCAAUGAAACUUUGAGUGACCUUACCAAGCAGGUAGCUUUUAAUGCUUCAGCAAAUAUGUACGCUACUAGACAAGCAGCCUUCACCAAUACAGAAACAUUGUAUGCCUUGGUGCAAUGCUCCACAGACUUAUCUCCAUAUGAUUGUAACACGUGCCUUCGGGUUGCCAUGGAAAAUAUUUCCAGUUGCUGUGAUGCUUCUCGUGGAGGGCGGGUUCUUAGCCGCAGUUGCUACUUAAGGUAUGAGUUAUAUGCUUUCUAUGAAGGUGCAAACGAAUCUUCAAAAAGUCCUGUUCCAGGAAAAAGCAACCGAAGAAAAACGUGGAUUAUUAUCAUCCUGACGGUUGCAGCAGCACUUCUCGUGGUGGUCAUCUUAGGCUCCCUUAUAUACUAUCACGCGAUGAGAAAUGGAAUUAAAAAAUGGAAAAAACAAAAUACAAGAAUAGAUAGAAAUUCUAAUGAGAUCGGUCACCCAAACGACAAUGAUUUCCAGCUCCAAAAUUUUCAGAGAGAUGGCCUUAAUGAUGAGGAAUCUGCAUUUAUGGAUUUGGCAUCUAUAUAUGCAGCUACUGGUAACUUCUCUGACUCAAAUUUGCUUGGACAAGGUGGUUUUGGCCCAGUUUAUAAGGGAAAACUGAGUGAUGGAAAAGAAGUUGCAGUGAAGAGACUUUCAGCUUGGUCUGAGCAAGGCACAGAUGAGUUUAUCAAUGAAGUUAUGCUAAUCAUGAAACUCCAGCACAAAAAUCUUGUCAAGCUUCUCGGCCUUUGUGUUGAUGGAGAUGAAAAACUUCUGGUCUAUGAAUUCAUGCCUAACAGAAGCCUAGAUGUUUUCCUCUUUGAUGAAAUGGAACGUGCACGGCUCAAUUGGCGAACACGAAUUGGUAUUGUAAAUGGAAUUGCAAAGGGCAUUCUUUAUCUCCAUGAGGAUUCUAGGCAUAGAAUUAUUCAUCGAGACCUGAAAGCUAGCAAUGUGUUGUUGGACAAGGAUAUGAACCCAAAAAUUUCUGACUUUGGAAUGGCAAGGAUGUUUGCAGGCAGUGAAGGCGAAGCCAGUACUGCUAGGAUAGUUGGAACAUAUGGAUACAUGGCACCAGAGUAUGCAAUGGAAGGAUUAUACUCCACCAAGUCUGAUGUUUUUAGUUUUGGAGUUCUUCUGCUUGAGAUCAUAACUGGAAAAAAUAAUUCUGAAUUCCGCAAAUCGAAACGUGCUCCGAGCCUCCAAGCUUACGCAUGGCAAUUAUGGAACGAAGGAAAAGAAUUAGAGUUGAUAGAUGCACUGAUGGCUGAUUCAUGCUGUUCGGAUGAAUUUUCGCGAUUCAUGCAUAUCGGUUUAUUGUGCGUUCAAGAAGAUCCUUGUGAGAGGCCUCCCAUGUCAUCGGUAGUUUCAAUGCUGAAAAGGGAAAGUUCAAUUCUUACCCAACCUGAUCGGCCAGCAUUUUCUGUGGGGAGAUACGCCGACUACGAGGUUAAUGCUAGCAACUGUCCUAUCAAUGCUUUAACAAUUUCAAGUAUUUCGCCCCGUUGAUGAAGCUGAUCACUGUAGUCCUUCAUUGUACAUUGUGGGGCUGGGUUAUUUCCAUGUUUUUUUUCUUGGUGAUAAAGAGGGGCAGAGCCGGUUUAUGUUGAAUGGAGAAUUGUAUAAAAU